GAACAGAACUUUUUACAAUCGUCCAUAAUGACAAACACGCCAUUCAGAAAAUUCUGAUCAUACGCUACGGGUGUCAGACUGGACGGUAAGCAGGUUGCUAGCUAGCUAACAAACUGGCUAAUGUAACGUGAGCUAGCUGGCAUGUUUAGCUAAGACUUUCCAGAAACUAUUGUUUUGACUCUAAAGUUGCUCGCUCAGCACUCUACAGGUGGGAACGUGAAUUACAUCGGCAGUGGUUACAAAUCCGGCGCGUGCGCUUUGACAAGCUGAACAUUGCACUCGCAAUGCAAUGUAUUGCUAAUGCAACUGGCCACGACUCUGUAAGCAAAAUUCAAAUACGACAGUUCUCUACAGUUGAAGAGUAAUGUCAUUUACCAGAACGUUUGCGGACGUGAAGAAAGUUAUCUUAUCUGCACACAGAAACACAGGAGCCGACGAUAAAGUUGGCUUCUACGACACAUGGGCAGAUAAUUAUGACCAGGAUGUUGGUAUUCUGGACUACAGAGCUCCAAAUCUUGCUGCAAAUUGCCUGUCCUGUAGUUUCCAUGGGGAUCGAGAGGAGGCUGUAGUUUUGGAUGUUGCUUGUGGGACUGGAUUGGUCGCUAAACAGAUGAAGAAGAUGGGCUUUGGUCAUUUUGUGGGUGUUGAUGGGAGCAAAGGCAUGUUGGAGCUGGCGAGUAAUACAGGGCUUUAUCAGGACCUCAGGCACUGCAUGCUCGGAGUGGAGUCAUUGCCUGUCCAGUCAGGUUCGUUUGAUCUAGUUGUGAUUGUCGGAGCCCUGAGUGUUGGUCAGGUACCUGUGGUUGUGGUGAGAGAGCUUUGCCAGGCUGCCAAACCAGGGGGCUAUGUUUGCAUGACAACCAGAGGUAACCACGACAACGUGGAUUACAAGGCAUCCCUGGAGCAUGAGCUGGAUCUCAUGGAAGUGGAGGGACUCUGGUGUCGAGUGAUGGUCACAGAGGUUGAGAACUGGGAGAGAGCAGUUUCCGAUCAGGAGGAUGGAUACAUACCUGGAGCAGUAUACCUGUAUCAGAGGUCACUACGGCAACGGAGCACAUCAUCAUCACCACCAAAGUGACUAUGCAUCUGCAGGACAUAUAAUAAGCUGUUUGUUUGUGCAGGAAACAAUUGAUUUUGUUGGUGUAAUCCUCUAUUUAGGUUUCUACAGACCCUACUACCACAAAGUCCUGUUCACACCCUAGAUUUGCAGUGCUGUCUGAUCAAACUGUGGUAGGAAGGUCUGGGGCAGUUGAGACAAUGACAAGGCUAACCAGUUGUGACUCUAGAUGACUGUUUAUUUUGAUUUUACUCAAAAUUAACCACUAGGUUGCAGUAUUUACCUGGCAGUUAGGAAUACCUUUGGGUCUUACUCUGAAAAGGGACAAUAUCACGACAGAAGCAACUGAAAAUCUUGAACAAGCUCAACAGAUGCGUCAGUCUUGUUUGCCUGUGACGUUGUUGCUAAAUUUGGACUGGAUCUUUACAUUCAAUUGUCUGAGACUCUUUAACCUGACAUCAUCCUUCCCUCUGCCUGCUCAUGUAGUGAUCUCACCCCUGCUAGCCAUGACUGAUACACACACACACACACACACACACACAUACACACAUACACAGACCAACAUCGUUCAAGUUCAUGUCAAGAACAUAUUAUUGUCACAUACACACUUUAACACUUCAGACACACGCACAUAUAUACUGUUGUCAUUCAAGUCAGUGCCACAUCAAUGUAUUGAACAUCUUUCAUGGCAUUCUUUUAACAACAUGGUUAGAGAAGACCUGAACAUUCUAUCCGAUAAACACAGAAUCUGUCACAGUUCAGGAGAUUACUACAAGAGAGGCUACCUUGGAGAUGUAGUAAUCUCAUCACCCACAUAUCCUAUGUCAGCCUUCGAAAGACUUUAUAUUGACAUUUGUAUGUUGAUACAUCUUGUUAAGACUCCAUGUACCUUACAAACAGCUCUGUAUUUAAGUUGAUGUUUUAAUCACGAGUCAUUGUGAGCCUAUUUGUGAGCCUAUUUGUGUCCAAUGUUCAUGUAUUAUACUAUUUUAAUUGGAGACAUUUUUUGAUUCCUAUUUGAUCAUUAUUUGUAGUUUACGUAAAUAAAUAAAAAAUCCCCCUAAA
Osmerus eperlanus (European smelt) is the source of this 2122-nucleotide messenger RNA. It is a transcript of the gene mettl27, whose product is annotated as methyltransferase like 27. Gene Ontology annotation, molecular function: S-adenosylmethionine-dependent methyltransferase activity. Bases 365 to 1078 code for a protein of 237 amino acids. NCBI's taxonomy places the organism in Eukaryota, Metazoa, Chordata, Actinopteri, Osmeriformes, Osmeridae. The transcript has 5 exons. The record is from RefSeq and is a predicted model, not a curated record.